AUGAAAAUCCAUCUACCUAAUGCAAAGAUAGACAUAACACCAGAACUUGUUCAUGAUUUGCUUGGAAUUCCUCUAGGUGGAAAAGAUAUAUAUAACACUGAUCAAUGUGAAGGAAAAGAUUUAAUGGAUUGGAAGCAACAAUACAAUUUCAAGGCUAUGAGACCAUCAGAUGUUGAAGAGAGAAUUAAAGAAUCAUCAAAUUCAGAGAUUAUUUUCAGAACAAACUUUUUAUUAUUGAUUGUUAAUACCAUAUGUGAACAGAAUAAGCUUGGAACUUGUAAGACAACAAUAUUGCCACAUUCUUUAGGCAAAACACCUAUAAGAGAAAUUGAUCAGUAUGGUUUUAUAACCAAUUGCUAG
Messenger RNA from Lactuca saligna, 360 nucleotides. The record is from the annotation of a GenBank genome assembly. Lineage: Eukaryota; Viridiplantae; Streptophyta; Magnoliopsida; Asterales; Asteraceae.